CUGAAAGACCCGCGAACAAGAGAAACGCAACGAUGUGAAAGUGCAAAAUUUAAGCAACGAGUGAAAGCACCCGGUUGCCUUACUAAAGUCAUAGUAAACAGGUACUGCCACGGUACUUGUGCGUCGUACUUCAUACCACGACUGAACAGCAAAAAAUUGAAGGCUGUUUUCAAGUCAUGUGCGGCGUGUGUACCCCGAGACUACGACGCUGUCAAUGUCACACUGGACUGUCCCGGUCAGGAUCCACCACAAAUAACCAAGUCUAUCGUCAAGGUACGCAAGUGA
Haemonchus placei is the source of this 285-nucleotide messenger RNA. The record is from the annotation of a GenBank genome assembly. Lineage: Eukaryota; Metazoa; Nematoda; Chromadorea; Rhabditida; Trichostrongylidae.